Messenger RNA from Fonsecaea multimorphosa CBS 102226, 6723 nucleotides. RefSeq lists its product as uncharacterized. Gene Ontology annotation, molecular function: single-stranded DNA 3'-5' DNA exonuclease activity; nucleotide binding; zinc ion binding. Bases 1 to 6723 code for a protein of 2240 amino acids. Gene Ontology annotation, cellular component: nucleus; epsilon DNA polymerase complex. The record is from RefSeq and is a predicted model, not a curated record. The transcript has a single exon. NCBI's taxonomy places the organism in Eukaryota, Fungi, Ascomycota, Eurotiomycetes, Chaetothyriales, Herpotrichiellaceae. Gene Ontology annotation, biological process: DNA replication proofreading; DNA replication; base-excision repair, gap-filling.
AUGCCCGUGCGAAAACCGUCGCGAUAUGGCUCGAAUGUGAGACUCGGAAAGGAUGCCUUACGCGGACGACGAACCAAGACAAUCGAUGCCUCCUCGUUACGCGCCACCGAAGGAACCUCUCAAGAUGAAAAGAUCCAAGCUACGCGGCUGGCAAACAGCAUCGACGAUGCCAUGGGAUUCCCUAAAUAUGAGUCCGGAAAGAGAAGGGUGGGGUGGCUCUACAAUAUGCACAGCACUUCGAUCGAAGACUCGAGGAUACCAGGUGGUCGGGCUGGUGUUGACUUCUAUUUCAUCGGAGAGGACAGUGAAAACUUCAAGGCAACCGUUGACUAUGACCCGUACUUCCUGUUGGCGGUGAAACGAGGCCGAGAGGCUGAGGUCGAAGAGUGGUGCAAGAGAAUAUUCGAAGGGCUUGUCAAAUCAGUCAACCGCGUAAUCAAGGAAGACCUACAGAUGCCGAACCACCUCCUGGGAUACAAACGAACAUUCCUCCAGCUCACAUUUGCAAACGUCUCAGACCUGCUCACUGUCCGCAAGACGCUUUUGCCCCUUGCAGAAAAGAAUAAAGAAAAGGUGAAUGCGAUGGAUACUUAUGCGGAGGUUGCUAGUGCAGCAGCAGGCUUUGAUGUGUAUGAUGAAGACCAAGCAGCCGACGCUCGACCGAACGGGGUUGCCGAUGCCAGCGACUACAUUGUGGACAUCCGAGAAUAUGACGUUCCCUAUCAUGUUCGUGUUACCAUCGACAAGGACAUCCGAAUUGGAAAAUGGUACACCGUCGAGUCUACACACGGCUCAGUCUCCCUAACGUGUCUGGAAGAGCGUUUACAGCGCGCCGAUCCCGUUGUCCUCGCAUUCGACAUUGAAACGACAAAGCUGCCCUUGAAAUUUCCCGAUCAAGUCAUUGAUCAGAUCAUGAUGAUUUCAUACAUGAUCGAUGGACAAGGUUUCCUAAUCACAAACAGAGAAAUUGUUUCGGAGGACAUUGCCGAUUUUGAUUACACGCCAAAGCCUGAAUAUGAAGGACCCUUUCUGAUAUUUAACGAGCCAAAUGAACGUGCCUGCAUUGAACGGUUUUUCUCCCACAUCAAGGCAGCUCGACCUACCGUUAUCGCGACAUACAACGGAGACUUUUUCGACUGGCCGUUUGUCGAGGCAAGGGCUGGUGUGAAUGGCAUCGACAUGUACGCCGAAAUUGGAUUCCGAAAGAACAGCGAGGAUAUCUACCAGAGCAACUACUGCGUCCACAUGGAUUGCUUCGCUUGGGUCAACAGGGACAGUUACCUGCCUCAAGGGAGUCGGGGUCUGAAAGCUGUCACAGUUGCAAAGCUGGGCUACGAUCCGGAUGAGCUCGACCCUGAACUGAUGACCCCCUAUGCAAGCGAACAUCCUCAAAUUCUUGCAGAAUACUCUGUUUCUGACGCCGUUGCGACGUACUACCUUUACAUGAAGUACAUCCAUCCCUUCAUUUUUUCACUAUGUACAAUCAUUCCACUCAAUCCAGACGAUACCCUCCGAAAAGGCACGGGCACUUUAUGCGAGAUGUUGUUGAUGGUCCAGGCCUACCAGAAGAAUAUUGUGUUGCCGAACAAACACAAAGAACCCAGAGAAGCUUUCUGGGAGGGUCAUCUCCUCGAGUCUGAAACGUACGUUGGCGGACAUGUGGAGAGUAUUGAGGCUGGUGUCUUCCGCGCAGACAUACCUGUCAACUUUGCCGUCGAUACGACAGCGAUUGACGAGCUCUUGCACGAUCUUGAUGCAGCCUUAACAUUUUGCAUUACCGUUGAAGAGAAGAAGACCUUGGACGAGGUUACGAAUUAUGAAGAGAUCCGAGCACAAAUUGUUGAAAAAUUAGAAGAUUUGAAAAAUACGCCCAACAGGAAUGAGCGCCCUCUGAUAUACCACCUGGAUGUUGCAUCCAUGUAUCCGAACAUCAUGACUACGAAUCGCCUUCAACCUGAUUCUAUGAUUGCUGAAUCAGAUUGUGCUGCCUGCGACUUCAAUCGACCUGGUAAAACAUGUGAUCGACGAUUGCCGUGGGCAUGGAGAGGAGAGUUCUUGCCUACUAAAAGAGACGAAUACAACAUGAUACGCCGAGCAGUGGCGAAUGAAACUUUUCCCGGAAGAGCUCCCAAAGCACCUAGGCGAACUUUUCAAGAGUUGAGUUUGGACGAGCAAGCUGCAACAGUGCGAAAAAGACUUCAAGAAUAUUCAAAAAAGAUCUACCACAAGAUCCACGAUUCCAAAACCAUCGAACGAGAAGCUAUUAUCUGCCAAAGGGAGAAUCCCUUCUACGUCGAUACUGUCCGCGACUUUCGAGACAGGCGGUAUGACUUCAAGGGGAAGCAGAAGGUCUGGAAGGGCAAAACAGAAGCACUGAAAUCUUCCGGAGCAUCUGGUCAAGAGAUUGAAGAGGCCAAGAAAAUGAUUGUUCUCUACGACUCUCUCCAGCUGGCGCACAAAGUCAUUCUAAACUCUUUCUAUGGCUACGUCAUGCGCAAGGGAUCCAGAUGGUACUCCAUGGAAAUGGCAGGCGUUACCUGUCUCACUGGAGCGCAUAUUAUUCAGAUGGCGCGUGAGCUUGUGGAACGAAUCGGUCGACCGCUGGAGCUAGACACGGACGGGAUUUGGUGCAUGCUUCCGGCGACUUUCCCAGAGAAUGUCAUUUUCACAUUGAAAAAUGGCAAGAAACUGGCAAUUUCUUAUCCUUGCGUGAUGCUCAACCAUCUGGUCCACGCUCGUUUUACAAAUCACCAGUACCAGAGUCUGGUGGAUCCAGCCACGUUCAAGUACGAAACACACAGCGACAAUUCAAUCUUCUUUGAGGUUGAUGGUCCUUACAAGGCGAUGAUACUGCCCACCUCAAAGGAGGAAGACAAGAAUUUGAAGAAACGAUACGCAGUGUUCAACCACGACGGGAGCCUUGCCGAGCUGAAAGGGUUUGAGGUCAAACGAAGGGGCGAGCUGAAGCUCAUCAAGAUUUUCCAGACUCAGAUUUUCAAGUUUUUCUUGGAAGGGAGCACUUUAGCGGAAACAUACGCAGCUGUGGCUCGUGUGGCAAACCGCUGGCUUGAUGUCCUACACUCGCAUGGAUCCACGCUUGCUGAUGAAGAGCUCAUUGAUUUAAUUUGCGAAAAUAAGAGCAUGACCAAGACGCUCGAAGAAUAUGGAGGCCAGAAAUCAACAUCGAUCACAACGGCAAAACGACUGGCGGAAUUUCUGGGAGAUCAGAUGAUCAAGGACAAAGGUCUGAACUGCAAGUAUAUCAUUUCCGCAAAACCGAGGAAUACUCCUGUCACAGACCGAGCCAUCCCCGUCGCGAUCUUUUCGGCGGACGAUGGUGUUAAACGCUUCUUCUUGCGAAAGUGGCUUAAGGAGGAUCCAGCAGAUAUGGACCCCAGAACCGUGAUCGACUGGGACUACUACCUGGAGCGCCUCGGUUCUGUCAUUCAAAAACUCAUCACAAUUCCUGCUGCUUUGCAGAAGAUAAGGAACCCUGUACCGCGUGUUGCUCAUCCAGACUGGUUGCAAAAACGGAUUACUGCAAAGGACGACAGGUUUAAACAGAAGAAGAUGACCGAUCUUCUCGUGAAGAGACCCCUUACCGAGCGCUCUGUCAAUCUCUUGGAACAUCGACUGCCUGCCUCUGGAGACAUCGAAGACGCCCUCAGCACGCAACUCAAGCCUCAGGGCGAAGUCACCAAACCUGCAAAACGAAAGGCCUCAGAAUCAACAAGUCGUGGUCUUGUUGGUCCUCUUCUGUCUUCCCUUUCUGAUGCCCCAUCCAUUGACGAGGACUAUCAAGUCUGGCUCCAGUAUCAGAAGAGGAAAUGGAAAUUACAAAGGCAAGCCAAGGCCCGACGACGUCAAUUGUUCGGAGAAAGACCAAAUGUUGCUACAGACUCCAUCAGCAGCUUCUUCCGCAACCAAGCUGAAAUAAUGUACACCAACACCUGGCACGUUCUGCAACUACGUCAAGGGGAUUUGCCUGGUGAAGUGACAGCGUUUGUGGUGAUUGGGAAGAAGAUCCACACGUUGAAUAUCAAAGUCCCUCGCACGCUCUAUCUUAAUCUCAAAGGGGAAGAGCUUCCCAACGUGGAUAUACCCGGCUGCGACGUUGAAAAGGUCAACCACGUGCUACCGAAUGGUCAUCCAUCAGUGCACCUGUUUCAAUUGACGUUGCCUGAAGAGACUUACUUGCGAGAGGCAGAAUCAGUGUCAUUAUUGUGCAACCAUCCCAGUGUUGAAGGCGUCUAUGAGCGUCAAUUACCGCUGUUCAUGCGCGCCCUACUGAAAUUGGGGAAUAUGUGCUCUUUCGAUGAGAGCCAGAAAGGUGUUCUUGGGAAAGGCCUUGAACAGGGUUUUGAUUUAGCGUCACUACUCAGGAGUGAUGCCCAAUCGACAUACCUAGAAGAGCCAGCUUCCUUUGGGUAUAUCUACUUGUAUCACGUUGGUGCGGGCGACAGGAACGUAUUUGCUCUUUUCUCCACCACCAAAUCAGAGGCUCACAUCAUCGUUAUGAGUCGAAGCCGCGACAGCCAGAUCCCCAAUGCCGACAAGAUGUAUAUCGAACAAUAUCGUCAAAAAGUCCAGGACGAGGCUCUGGUGCAGACUAUCUUCGAAUAUCAACCCAGUAUAAAUUUCAAGGUCUCACAGGUGACGACAAAAAGAAAGGCACACCUUGAGCUGGCGGAUAUACUGAAGAAGUGGCGGUCGGACGAGGCGAAGCCGACAAUAUUUCUCCUUCAGACGACCACGCACAAGAGCUUGAUUCACGAUGUCCGGUCCAUCAGGGAUUAUCCUGUAAUAUUCCUGCCAGCAGAGCAAUCUGAUAUAGAUCUCCCCUCCUUGGCUUGGCAGGGCCAUGCCAUCAAGCAGCUAAUCUCUCAUUAUUUCAACGUGUCCGGGUGGUUGGUACAUCUGAUUGAGCUUGCUCGAUACGGUGAUGUACCUCUGUGCAACCUCGAAAGGGACGACCCUCGUUUCCUCAUCGAUCUAGCCUAUGCACGGAGGUUGAAGAGGAGCAAUGUCGUUCUCUGGUGGUCUGAUCAAGCUCGCCCAGACCAUGGUGGACACGAGCGCGAUGAUAUUCUCGGCCCGCUCAACGAAAUAGUUGAGAUGCCGUCAAUCAACAAUCCAGGAGCCUACACGUCUGUGUGUGUCGAUGUAUCGGUGCAGAAUCUACCAAUCAACACUAUAUUGACCUCGUCCAUAAUCAACGACCACGAGGGCUCUACAGAGUCUGUCGCCUUUAAUCCGACGGUCGAGGAAGAAAUUCCCCUGAAUUCGAACAUGGUGAAGUCGAAUGGAGGGUUUGCGCAAGCAGCGCUUGAAGUUCUCCGAGAGAUGGUUAAGUCAUGGUGGUCAGAAGCUUGCCGCGGUCAUCGACUUGCAGAUGUAAUGGUUCAACAUUUGGUCCGAUGGGUUGAGGCUCCUUCUUCCUGUCUCUACGAUCGACACCUCCAUUACUAUGUGCAGAUGAUGUCCAAGAAGGCGCUGCAGCAACUCAUCACUGACUUUCGCCGGGUUGGCUCACAGGUUGUUUUUGCGAGCCCGACAAGGUUACUUCUGCAAACAUCGAAGCAAGACGUCGAGAAUGCAUACGCGUAUUCCCAGUACAUUCUCAAAUCAAUCCAACAAAAGCCGCUGUUCCAUUUCCUUGGGCUCGAGGUCAAAGACUACUGGGAUGUCCUGCUUUGGUACGACGCAUACAACUACGGCGGUAAAGGCACCCCCACAGUUACGGAAGAUACCAGUCACUCUAGUCUCGAAACCGUUGUGCACUGGCAACUUUCACAGUUCUUGCCACUGCCUUUGCAGCCUGUCUUCGACGAUUGGGUAAUCACCUUCAUCGACUUGAUGCAGAAAUUGAAAAGACCGCCGGACUCAUCUGGCAGCACGCCAUCAAGUAUUCGACCUACCCAGUUGCCCUCUGCUUUCAUCAAUUUGACGGAAGAUCCAACCAGCACUGAGAUUACAACUGUCCUGCAAGACCAGUUCUCCAAGCCUCUAAAGAAACAAAUCACGAGUUUGAUUCGGCGUCAACGGGAGGAGUUAUUGCACCCCGAACUGGCUAGUGACUGGACGUUCCCAUCUUUGCCCGGGGGGACUUUGGAAUCGAGUGAUUCACGCCAUCCACAUGAUCCAGUCCUGGAACUGGUGAAAUCACUCAUGCAGAUAAUCUCCUUGUCGAAACCCCUUCAACUUGAAGCGCGACUUCUCCGCAAAGAGCUUCUCGCCCUAUUUGACGUCCGCGAAUUUGGGAAAGAGGCCCGAUAUGAGAAUCCUAGCGCAAGUUUGCGCUUCGAGAAUCUCGUCUGCGACACGUGUACCAUGACUAGGGAUCUGGACCUGUGCCGUGACGAGGACAUUCUACCUGACUUGAACGACAGUGGAAUGGGGGCAAGCAAUAAACCUUGGACCUGCAACAGUUGUGGGAUGGAGUACAACAAGAUCGUGCUUGAAGAGAAGCUGAUUGCGAGGGUUCAAUCAAUGCUGUUGGCCUGGCAGGCCCAAGAUGUUAAAUGCAAGAAGUGUGGUGGUUUGCAGGGUGACGACAGUCUAUUUGCAGAUCAUUGUUCAUGCGGCGGAGGGUGGAUCUCAACAGUCGAUGUGAGAGACAUCAAGGGAAGGUUGAAGGUCAUGGAACGGGUAGCGGGUAUGUAUGGGUUAAGGAUGCUGACGGCUGUUGUUGAGGAGGUGAAGACGAUGUGUACGAUAUCAUGA